AUGGCGGCGUUAGAUGUGUUGACGGUUCAACCGGAAUCGAAGCACGCAAAGAGAAAUGAUGCGAUCAAAGUCGUUCAGCAAGCCCUGGGAGACGCGGAACUAGCGACUCUAUCCUUAGAAGACCUCGAAAACCCUCCUGAACCGUCCAAGGCCUCUCCGACGCCAACUGGGCCUUCCUACACCUGCGUGACCGAACUACCUGAUCCCAGCUCGGUAGCCUCGAUCCUAGUGGGAUUCUUUGACCACACCCCGCGCUGGAAGCUAAACUCGGUGAUCAAUUUCGCCACCUACGCCCACGGCUAUCCCACGCCGGCCGACGCAGUCUACGCGGCUAAGAAGCUCAUCGAGGCGGCAGAGGAGUGGAACAGCUACAAAAUAGGUGUCACGUUCAAAUGGGUUCCCAAGCUCGAGGACGCUGCAUUUGUGCUCGAGUACGGUGGACCCAAAGGCAACGUUCUCGCCAGUGCAUUCUUCCCCAAUAAUAAGCCUCUGAAUACGAUGCACGUGUAUAGUUUCGGUUUCGACAAAACGGAUCAGGGCGGCUUCACCAAUUUCGGCAUUAUGAAGAACGUCUUCUUGCAUGAGUUGGGACAUGUCUUGGGCCUGAGGCACGAGUUUGCGUUAACGGAAGGAGGGGCGGUCCGCUUCGGAUCUAAGAACCCGGACUCCGUCAUGAGCCACAAAUUUCCCCCUGAGGUUCAGCCUUCCGACAUUGAGGGCACGAAAGCCUUUCUUACUCUUCCCCCAGUUAGAGACUUUGUUCCGGACAACUGA
This is a messenger RNA of Endocarpon pusillum Z07020, 774 nucleotides long. RefSeq lists its product as uncharacterized. The coding region runs from base 1 to 774 and encodes 257 amino acids. The record is from RefSeq and is a predicted model, not a curated record. Lineage: Eukaryota; Fungi; Ascomycota; Eurotiomycetes; Verrucariales; Verrucariaceae. Gene Ontology annotation, molecular function: metallopeptidase activity. The transcript has a single exon.